Messenger RNA from Branchiostoma belcheri (Belcher's lancelet), 5923 nucleotides. Its product is annotated as mucin-17-like. NCBI's taxonomy places the organism in Eukaryota, Metazoa, Chordata, Leptocardii, Amphioxiformes, Branchiostomatidae. The transcript is spliced from 19 exons. The coding region runs from base 228 to 5723 and encodes 1831 amino acids. The record is from RefSeq and is a predicted model, not a curated record.
GAGACAUCAUCGGACCACACCCGUCCACACCCUUCAAGCUGUGUUUGCAAAAUGGGCGGUGUGCCUCACUGGUCAUAUAGAAAAUCACCAAGCGUCCUCCCCCCACUGUUCUCUCGGCCAAAUCUGAACGGUAGUACCAGUCACCAGUUGGAAACAAGCCUUGAAAAAGCGUUCUAUCUACACUAACACACCUACAAGAAGACCGUAACUCGUGUGGGCUCUAGAAGAUGGAUUUAGCCUGUGCGAGGGCCGUUCUCCUAGGGUUUUUGCUGGUCGUCUCAGCUCUACUUUCUGCAGACGCACAGAAUGGCGUGUACCAACCUAUUGGGGUACAGAAUAGCAGCAUCAUUCCAGAUGGCCUGAUGACAGCGUCAUCCCAACUAAACGGUUCCGAGGCGUACAGGGGCCGCUUGAACGGCGAUGGAGCCUGGCAGCCGACUGGACAAGAUGCAUUACGGUACCUGGCCGUGGACCUAGAGAAAAAGUAUUACGUUUUCGGUAUCCAAACCCAGGGACAGGGAGAUGGCUACGUCGAGACGUUCAGGAUCUUAUACCAGACGGACUCAUCACAACUGAUUGGCUACUCGGAAGAUGGUGUGAAUCCCAAGAUCUUCACAGGUAACAGCGACAACGAGACGAUUGUCCAGCAAAACUUCACCUCGUACAUCUACGCCCAGGUUAUCAUCAUCAAUCCUCAAAAUUUCUCCGGCUCUCCGAGACUGAGGAUAGAGUUACUCGGAGUUGAAGAACUCCCCACAACAAGCUCUCCAACAACGACUCCAUUUGUGGCAACGACUCCACUCGUCUCAACGACUCCCCUCGUAACAACGACUCCACUCGUAACAACGACUCCACUCGUAACAACGACUCCACUCGUAACAACGACUCCACUCGUCACAACGACUCCCCUCGUAACAACGACUCCACUCGUAACAACGACUCCACUCGUAACAACACCACUUCCAACAUCCUCCUCCACACAACUCUCAAGCACCACAACGGCUGAGACGUCAUCUGGCGUGUACCAACCCAUUGGGGUACAGGACAGCAGCAUCAUUCCAGAUAGUCUGAUGACAGCUACAUCCCAACUGACCGGAUCCGAGGCGUACAGGGGCCGCUUGAACGGCGAUGGAGCCUGGCAGCCGUCUGGGCAAGACACACAGAAGCUCCUGGCCGUGGACCUAGAGAAAAAGUAUUACGUUUUCGGAAUCCAAACCCAGGGACAGGGAGAUGGCUACGUCGAGACGUUCAGGAUGUCAUACCGGACGGACAGCUCAUCACCACUGAUUGGCUACUCGGAAGAUGGUGUGGGCGCCAAGAUCUUCACCGGUAACAGCGACAACGAAACUAUCGUCCAACAAAACUUCACCUCGUACAUCUACGCCCAGUAUAUCCUCGUUCAGCCUCAAAAUUUCUCCGGCGCUCCGAGACUGAGGAUAGAGUUACUUGGAGUUGAGGUGCUCCCCACAACAAGCUCCCCUGUUACAACUCCAUUGGAGACCACAACUCCAACUGUGACAACAAACUCCCCAACAACGACACCACUUGUGACAACAAACUCUCCAACAACGACUCCAAUUGUGACAACAAACCCUCCAACAACCAACCCACUUGUGACAACAAGCUCUCCAACAACGACUCCAGGUAAAACAACAAGUUCUGCAGCAACGACUCCAAAUGUGACAAACUCUCCAGCAACGAAUCCCGGUGUGACAAUAGCUUCAACUGAAACGACUCCGGAUGUGCCAACGAGUUCUCCACCAACGAAUCCAGAUGUGACAACAAGUUCCCUGUUAACGACUUUACUAGCGACAAGAAGCUCCCCAGUAACGACCCCACUCAACACAACGGCAUCAUCGUCGAGUCCUGAUGGGUCCACGACUUCGCCGACUAUCGACGAUACCUCCACGAUGCAACAACAGUCCACCUCAUCCAACAUCGUCUCCAGUACGCAGAGCCAGACAGUUUCAAGUACCACAACGGCUGAGGCAUCAUCUGGCGUGUACCAACCUAUUGGGGUACAGGAUAGCAGCAUCAUUCCAGAUGAUCUGAUGACAGCGUCAUCCCAACUAAACGGUUCCGAGGCGUACAGGGGCCGCUUGAACGGCGAUGGAGCCUGGCAGCCGUCUGGACAACAGGAAUUUGAGGCCCUGGCCGUGGACCUAGGGAAAAAGUAUUACAUUUUCGGGAUCCAAACCCAGGGACAGGGAGAUGGCUACGUCGAGACGUACAGGUUCGUUUACCAGCCGGACAACUCAACAGAGCUGAUUGCCUACUCGGAAGAUGGUGUGAACCCCAAGAUCUUCACCGGUAACAGCGACAACGAAACUAUCUUCCAACAAAACUUGACCCCGUACAUCCACGCCCAGUAUAUCCUCGUCAACCCUGUAAACGUCUCCGGCGCUCCCAGGCUGAGGAUAGAGUUACUUGGAGUUGAGGAACUCCCCACAACAACAAGCUCUCCAACAACGACUCCCAUCGUCACAACGACUCCACUCGUCACAACGACUCCCCUCGUCACAACUCCACUCGUCACAACGACUCCCCUCGUCACAACGACUCCCCUCGUAACAACGACUCCCCUCGUCACAACGACUCCACCCAUUACAACACCACUUCCAACAUCAUCCUCCACACAACUGUCAAGUACCACAACGGCUGAGACGUCAUCUGGCGUGUACCAACCCAUUGGGGUACAGGACAGCAGCAUCAUUCCAGAUCGCCUGAUGACAGCUACAUCCCAACUGACCGGAUCCGAGGCGUACAGGGGCCGCUUGAACGGCGAUGGAGCCUGGCAGCCGUCUGGGCAAGACACACAGACGCUCCUGGCCGUGGACCUAGGGAAAAAGUAUUACGUUUUCGGUAUUCAAACCCAGGGACAGGGAGAUGGCUACGUCGAGACGUUCAGGAUCUCAUACCGGACGGACAGCUCAUCACCACUGAUUGGCUACUCGGAAGAUGGUGUGGGCGCCAAGAUCUUCACCGGUAACAGUGACAACGAAACUAUCGUCCAACAAAACUUCACCUCGUACAUCUACGCCCAGUAUAUCCUCGUCCAGCCUCAAAAUUUCUCCGGCGCUCCGAGACUGAGGAUAGAGUUACUUGGGGUUGAAGUGCUCCCCACAACAAGCUCCCCUGUUACAACUCCACUGGAGACCACGACCUCAAUCACUCCACUCGCCACAACGACUCCUCUCGUAACAACGACUCCCCUCGUCACGACUCCCCCCAGAACAACACCACUUCCAACAUCAUCCUCCACACAACUGUCAAGCACCACAACGGCUGAGGCAUCAUCUGGCGUGUACCAACCCAUUGGGGUACAGGACAGCAACAUCAUUCCAGAUCGCCUGAUGACAGCUACAUCCCAACUGACCGGAUCCGAGGCGUACAGGGGCCGCUUGAACGGCGAUGGAGCCUGGCAGCCGUCUGGGCAAGACACACAGAAGCUCCUGGCCGUGGACCUAGAGAAAAAGUAUUACGUUUUCGGUAUCCAAACCCAGGGACAGGGAGAUGGCUACGUCGAGACGUUCAGGAUCUCAUACCGGACGGACAGCUCAUCACCACUGAUUGGCUACUCGGAAGAUGGUGUGGGCGCCAAGAUCUUCACCGGUAACAGUGACAACGAAACUAUCGUCCAACAAAACUUCACCUCGUACAUCUACGCCCAGUAUAUCCUCGUCCAGCCUCAAAAUUUCUCCGGCGCUCCGAGACUGAGGAUAGAGUUACUUGGGGUUGAAGGACAACAACGUCCCCCGGUAACAACUCCACUUGUGACAACAAGCCCCCCAGUAACGACUCCACCUGUUCCAACACAGCCCUCAACGUCAUCAAGCUCUGAAGCCACUUUAGCAACAACAACCAUUGAAGAAUCCACCAUGAUUGAGGAACUAACAUCAACAACAGAUUUGUUGACUAGUUCAGAAUCAAUGACUGUGGGACCAUCAACAACCCUCGCUCCAGCGGAAACGACAACUGAAACCACAACAAGAGGUGCAUCCACUGCUGAAGAUGUGACAGAAGGGCCACAGACAACGUUCACUUUCAGCAUUGAAGACACGACCACGGAAGACUCAGUAGUGUCAUCGACAGAGCUGCCCUCCACCUCAGAACCACCAUCGGGACCGAGCGUCGCUUCACCGACAGCGGGCGUUUCUACACCACAAACAUCGAUGUUCCCCACAGACGCAGAAGCAAGCACCGAGUCACAAACACAGUCUCAAUUAUCAUCCAGCCCUUCGUCAAUUUCUACAACUGAUGACAUGACAACGAUCACAUUAACGUCAACACAAGGUCAGGUUGUAACGACAGAGGAACCGUCAACCAUGGCACAGCCGGACACAACAGAUUCGGCAGAUACCACCAUCUUUACAGUUGCCAUUAGUUCUACUGAUAGAGUGACAACAGAGGGAUUUGGAAUAACAACAUCAGUAGUGGAUCAGGUUUCAACCAGUGCUGAAGCAACAAUAGCCACGACAGCUGAUCAAUCUACCUCAGCAUCGACAGCAUCCGGCACGACGCCAUCUGCUUUAACCCCAACGCCAUCUGCUUCAGCGUCGACACCAUCUGCUCCAACCACGACGCAAUCUGCUUCUACCGCACUACCGGCAGUCUCUACCGCGGCGCCAGCUGUUUCAACCGCAGCUCCAGCAGUCUCUACAUCGAGCCCAACAAGUGCCGCAGUGCCCACCACAGAACAAGCUGCUGUUACAACCAGACCAGCGACCACAACCCAGGCAGUUAACGUUGUUAUUGUCACUCAGUCCCUAGGCCUAGACGAUAUCAACAUCAUCUCUAACGAUCAGAUAACUCAAUCAUCGUUCAUAGAGGGAUUUGAAGGAUUCAAUGGUAGAAUAGGAGGCGACAGCGCAUGGAAAUUCCCACCAAAUGAUACAGACCCAUUUUUACAAGUAGACCUAGGAGAAGUAACAACGGUGACCACUAUUCAGACGCAGGGUUUCGAAAAUGGGUACGUCUCAUCAUACACGCUUCAAUAUCAACAAGUUACCCAGGCAGGAAGAAGAAGACGACAAUCUGGUGGCAACUUUGUCGACUACAUGGAGAACGGAACAGUCAAGGUAUUCGAGGGAAACAAUGACGGUAACGCAAUCGUCAACCAGACACUUGCCAACCCGAUCGAGACUCAAGCUCUUAGGAUCAAACCGACAAACUUCUCCGCCGAGCCAGCUCUGAGGAUAGGACUAAUAGGGGAGGUAGCAGUUCCAGUAACACCAGCGGCAGGCACAACUGUCACAGCCGGGCAGACAACCAGCACAGUCGGGCAGGUUACCACCAGCCCGGUAGGGUUGGAGGACUGGCAGCUGUACGCUAUAGUAGGAGGGUCAUCUGCAGGAGCCGUGCUGCUUCUGAUGGCGAUCAUAGGACUGAGUGUGGCCAGGUCCAGGAAGACUAAGAAAAGAUCUGCACGCUUCACUAAAGAUCACUCCGCUUGGAGCAACGUAGAUGGAAGAAACAUAUCUGCAGGUGCGAUACCGACGGAAAGUUACAAAAUACCCAGAGCAAGAUCUAGCUACAAGCCCCGUGAUGAGGCGUACAGCAGCGUACAUUAUAACGACGCUUACAGGUCUGAUGACGAAGUUCUUCCACCGCACAGCGAGGAUACAAUGAUAAAGCCGCCUAUGGUUGGUCACAACGGUGACUACGCCUCUCAUGCCGUCAUGAUUGACACUCGGGCACCGGGAGGGUCAAAACUGACGUACUGAGAUUAACAUAGAAAUAUCUGUCCAUCCUGAAAGGUCGUCUGUGUUGGUAGUUAGCAAUUAGAUAUUUAAAGUUAAAACUUUUGUCCCAACACAAGUGGUUUUACGUUUACUCACCUAGAUUUUUCGACACACUGGUCUUCAAUGUUUUUAUUAUGUAUGUAUUUCAUGUCUUUUCAUAGAUACACUGUUUCGUGAAUGUC